AUGUCCCACAACGUCACAUCCACGGGCUGCCCUGUGGUCUACAAGCCGGUAGACCCUGUGCCCUUCUACCAGGAUGGACAAUUAAACUUCAAGGCUCACCAAGUAGGAUGGAUCAUCAGCGGGUUUUUUGCCCUUGUGGCUACAUCCUGCACAGUGUAUUUGGUGGACAGGCACUUGGUGUUCUACACCUGCCCGCAACAGCAAAGACACAUUGUGAGGAUGCUACUCAUGGUGCCAAUCUAUGCAAUUGUCUCUUGGCUCUCCUACUUUUACUACAAUCAUGCGAUCUACUACGAAACGGUACGCGAUUGCUACGAGAGCGUAGUGAUCACUUCCUUCUUCUACCUCUUGCUGCAGUAUAUUGGAGACACGCCGGUGGAGCAAGACGAAGUCUUCCGCAAUGUUAAGCUCAAGAAGUGGUUCUUCCCGUUGGGAUGGUGGAAGUAUCGACCCUCAGGAUUGCACUUCCUAUGGUUGAUGAAGAUCUCCAUCUUGCAGUAUGCCAUCGUCCGGCCAGUCUGCACGCUCGCAGCAGUCGCCCUCGAGUACUUUGGAUACUACUGCUUGGCCUCCUGGAGUCCCAAAUUCGGACACAUCUACAUCUCGCUGAUCAUCAGUAUAUCCGUCACCGUGGCCAUGUACUGCGUGGUGCAGUUCUACCUUCCGGUCCAGAAAGAGCUGAAACCUUACUCGCCAGUCCUCAAGUUCUUGUCGGUCAAGACCAUCGUUUUUCUCGUCUUCUGGCAAUCCACCUUCCUCUCCAUCCUCGCUUACUUCAACGUCAUCAAAGAGACAGAGUACAUGACGGUAGAGGAGGUGCAAGUAGGCAUCAAUGCACUCCUUGAAACGUUCGAAAUGUUCAUCUUCGGCUUUGUUCAUCUGGUAGCCUUCACUCACAAGAUCUAUCGGCCUGCAGAUCGCACGCGGAGGACCAAGAGAUGGGCGGCAUUCAAGGAUGUUAUCGAUUUCAGGGAUUGGUGGUACGGCAUGAAAGACUCUUCGAGGUACGUCCUCGCCAGAUCUAGAGGACGCGACUUUACCUAUGUCGACGAAGUUCGCAGGCAAAAGUACGACCACUUGGAGAAGGCAAUGGGCAGAGAUCGGUGGGCC
Molecule: messenger RNA, 1110 nt
Organism: Ceraceosorus guamensis
Lineage: Eukaryota; Fungi; Basidiomycota; Exobasidiomycetes; Ceraceosorales; Ceraceosoraceae
Product: DUF300-domain-containing protein
Exons: 2
Biological process (GO): transport
Molecular function (GO): transporter activity
Source: RefSeq, a predicted model, not a curated record